Molecule: messenger RNA, 1569 nt
Organism: Penicillium taxi
Lineage: Eukaryota; Fungi; Ascomycota; Eurotiomycetes; Eurotiales; Aspergillaceae
Gene: nop12
Product: rRNA-processing protein NOP12
Exons: 2
Molecular function (GO): RNA binding
Source: RefSeq, a predicted model, not a curated record
UACUCUCUUCAACCAUCUAAAAUGGGAAAGAAGUCCAAAACACAGUCCAAAGGGGAUGCCCAACCUCCGAGUGCGGGAUUGCUGAGCGGCAUUGCAAUCGACCCAACAUUGUCUUCGCUCUUCGCGAAAAGUUCGGGUCCCGUUCAAGCACCUGCUAUCAAAUAUGUCAAACCCUCAGCUCCCAAAUCAACAGAGAAGACCGAAGAAGAUGAAGAUAUCGACUCAGAGGAGGAACCAGCUGACUCAGAAGAUGAGGUGAUGGGAGAUGCAUCUGACGAGGAGGAACCGGCACCGGAGCCUCAAAGUCGCAAGCGCAAGCGCGGUGGUGCCGAGGAGGUUGAAGAAUCAUAUAUGCGCCGUCUUGCUAAGGAGGAAGAAAAAGACGACGAGAAGAGAAAGGCCGAACAAGCCAAGCGCCAAAAGCCCGCUGAAAAAGAAGAUGGCAGCGACGCUUCGGAAGACGACGAAAAAUCAGAGGCCGGCAGCAGUGAAGAUGAGGACGAGAGCAAGGCUCCCGUGCCCGUCCAUGAGAGUCUUGCCGGUGGUGCCAAUGCCAGUGCCAAAUCGAGCGAGGUUGAGAAGUCAAAUCGCACAGUGUUCUUGGGCAACGUCUCUACAAAGGCAAUCAAGUCCAAGUCAGACAAGAAGACCCUUCUUCGUCAUCUGGCUUCUUUCUGCUCAACUCUGCCCGAAUCAAGCGGUCCUCACAAGGUCGAGUCGAUCCGAUUCCGAUCCGUUCCAUUCGCCAGCGGUGGUGGAAUUCCCAAACGUGCCUCCUACGCUCGACGGGACAUCCUGGAUGAGACCACUCCCAGCACCAACGCUUACGCCGUUUACACUACUGCCCAGGCGGCUCGCAAGGCUCCUACUGCAUUAAACGGAACAAUCGUCUUGGACCGCCAUCUACGCGUUGACAGCAUUGCGCAUCCUGCUGCGAUCGACAAUAAGCGGUGCGUGUUUGUCGGUAACCUUGACUUUGUCGACCAGGAGAGUCCCGAGGACGAGAAUGGCAAAAAGAAAAAGGCCCGCGCUCCCGCUGAUAUCGAAGAGGGACUCUGGCGUGUCUUUAAUGAGAACACUGGCGAUACUAAAGAUAAGAAGGCCAAAAAGAAUGUGGAGUCUGUCCGUGUAGUUCGCGACAGCACUACCCGCGUCGGUAAGGGAUUUGCCUACGUACAAUUCUACGACGGCAACAGUGUUGAGCAGGCGAUUCUGCUCAACGAGAAAAAGUUCCCACCCCUUCUUCCUCGAAAAAUCCGCGUGACCCGUGCUAGGAAAAUGCCCAAGAAGCGCGAUGACUCUGGCGGCAAGAACCCCCGCAUGGCCGAGGCUCAGAAGACGCUUCAGGGUCGUGCAAGCAAGCUUCUUGGACGGGCUGGUGCUGCCAAGGUCAAGGAGCAAGGCAAGGGCAGCAUUGCUGGAAACGGAAUGGUGUUUGAAGGUCAUCGGGCCACUGAGGGUAGUUCGCGUGUCCUCAAAGUGAAGUCUAAGAAGAGCAAGGGCAGACCUAAGAACCGGAGUACCUACCGGGCUGCGGCUUACCGAGCCGCAGGUGGUCAGAAGCCUUGA